Messenger RNA from Durusdinium trenchii, 1335 nucleotides. NCBI's taxonomy places the organism in Eukaryota, Dinophyceae, Suessiales, Symbiodiniaceae. The record is from the annotation of a GenBank genome assembly.
AUGGCAGCGCCACAAGGAGUGAAAAUUACCGGUUUGUGCUUUGAGGCUGGGAAUGCAGACCAAGCGGCCUGUACAUUCACUGCAGCAGUAGCACAGUGGACGCACGAGCCAGAAUUGCUGAACAAUCUUGCAACUUCGUUGGCGGCACUGUCACAAGAGGUUGCCUUUGACGGUGAUCCCCAGUCAUUCGGUGCUCGAGCACUUUGCGAAGCCCAAGCAGCAGCUGAAUUGGCGUUGGUCAUGGGUCAUGCACCUGCAGGUGCCCUUGUGCAAGCCAUUGUAGAGCUGCGACACCAAAUGCAGCUCACCACCAGUGAGGUGCCGAGCACUGUUGCUGAAGCAUUAUCCCUGUGUGAAGGACGUGUCGACACGGAUGGGCAGGUUCCUUGGGUGCAGGAAACUGGCGAGUCACUGAGCUUGCAUACAGAUGUGGUAUGCCGAGACGCUAAAUCUUUGGAGCUUGCAGCGUCCGAGCGUGAGAGACGCCUGGGAUAUUGGCGACCAUCUCAGCUACGCAGAGCCUUCUUAUUGCGGAGGAUUUGUGGUUUGUUGCUUGUACAGGAUGUCUUUGACAUCCAAGUUCUCGCCAAUGUCUCGUCCGCCCUCCAGCACAUCUCGCAACUUGAGACUGAGAGAUCCCACAGGGUGGCAGAAUCAUCUCGCGUGGAGGCCUCGCGAGGUCACAAAAGACGUGAAGUGAAGGUGCCGCUCCAGCAUCCUUUCACACACCAGGACCUGCUGUCUCCGCCUCUACUCCGAAGCCUCGUGCAACUUCUUUUGGGGAAUCGUAUAGAGCUGGAUACUUUCAGCUUUAUUGAAAGCCGACCUGGCAGCACAGACCAGCCUUGGCACUUUGAUGUUCCACUGCCAGACUUUGGGUUGAAAGGUGUUGCUCCAUCAGUUGGCCUUGUCAGUGUCGUGCCCUUGGUGAACGUCAUGCCAACAAAUGGGGCAACUGAGUUCUUGCCUGGGUCUCACUGCCAAGCAGCGGAUCGGCGGUUCUGGAUGGAUGCAGAGACGAAAUCUGUCUUGCGCUUGCAGCCAUCCCUGACCGUUGGCAGCUUAGCCCUUUUUGAUCUUGGCCUUCGCCACCGUGGCGCCGCCAAUUCUGGCGACAGCAGCCGCACCAUUUUGUACAUGAGUUAUGUGCACGAGUGGUUCCGGGAUGCCAUCAACUUCCCGGAACCUCAGUCGAGCGCUUGGCACAGCUGGACGCCCACCACGAAGCGUUUGCUGUCGCGAUUGGAUAGCCGGCGUUACCUGCAAGAACUGGAAACGAGGCUCGGGGUUGUCAGCCAAAGCACUGGCGAGGGUAGGCGUGAUUUAGAGCUUUAG